AUGUCUCGCCAUGUUAGCAACUCAAUGGCGGGGGGGGCUCUUUCUGUUCGCUACAUUAUAGCUAUUAGGCAGGCUGUACUCCAGAAUGAGGGGCGCGGCGUCCUCUCACGCCGCGCCGUAUCCCCUCCCAUCACCCACCCCAAACUCCAGGUCAUAAUCCUCGCCAAUUUUGCCAUCUACCCACCCGACAUCCUCACCCAGCUCGACGGCGCAGAAGCGUGCAUCUGGACCCUCGGUAUCAAAACAGCCUCCGUCCCCGACCAACGCCUUGUCUCCGUAACCUGCUCCCUCGCCCUCACCACUGCCCUCACUCAACUCCACACCCCUCCUUCGCACCCAUCCGCUUCCUCGUCACCGGCGGCGCGCUCUCAAUCUCCGACCCCAACUCCUCCGCACUCUUCAUGGGCCCCGCGCGCAAAGUCAAAGGCGAGGCUGAGAUGGAGAUCCUCGCUUUUGCAGCGCGCCCGGAGGAUAGGGAGAAUCGAGGAGGUGGUUACGCGGCCGGCGAUGGUGCAUGCGCCGGGGUCGGUGGUGGGGGGGCUGAUGUCGGGGCUUCCGGCUGGGUUGAGGGGUGUGGGAAUGAAGGAGUUGGCGGCGGUGACUUUGGAUAUUGUGCGUAAGUGGGGGGAUGAGGGGAAAGCUGGAUAA
Molecule: messenger RNA, 648 nt
Organism: Pseudogymnoascus destructans
Lineage: Eukaryota; Fungi; Ascomycota; Leotiomycetes; Thelebolales; Thelebolaceae
Exons: 3
Coding region: 1-648 (215 amino acids)
Source: RefSeq, a predicted model, not a curated record